AUGCCCCGCUACACACCGAACCAGUACUAUGGGGAACCGAGCAAUAUCGGUCAUCAACUGGAUUACAUUCCUGGUGGAGGUCGAGGUCGCUCAUUCGUGUACCCUCAUGCACGAACACUCUCACUUUCACAGAACCAACACAGCGGCCUUCCUGCCUACCCCCAGCGGGACCCGCGCUCAAGCAAUACCCAGCCGACAAUGUCCAGGACGACGCCGGGAUCAGUGUCUGGCGUUUCACCGGGCGACGGUUCACCGAAUACCCCCGAUUUGACCUCAUCCACUGCAGUGGUUCCGCCAGCACUUCGACCUCGAGGUUACGUGCCCCCAUCAGCGAGGACACAGCAAGGAACACAGCACCCGGCCUCUACUACUGCUUCUCCAGUGCCAACGUCGUCAAGUUAUUAUCAGCAGUCGCAAGCUCAACAACAUUCGCAUACGGCUGGCCCAUUCUCUCAUCUGCCACCACAUCCUGAAGAAUUCGACGAUGGCGCCUAUAUUGCUCCGCUAGUUACGUCGCCCGCCCAGUCAUCGUCGGCCAACUUUGUGACAACUGGCACGCCGCCUUCACGCUCGAUGAAUGCGGGAAACUCCAGAUAUGGGCGCCCCCUUCCGCAACGGCUAGAACUUGCUCGGCGAGCACAUUUACUUGGCCAUCAUUACAACCCGCAGGCUGCGCAGGCCAUUGUGGAGGCUCAUAUGCAGCUGCAGCGCCAACGCCAGCGUCAGCGCCAGGGGCUCGGUACCCACCCCACGAAGCCAUCCGCAAGUCUUGAUAAUGCGAAAGACGGCCGCCCCGAACCAAAGGAGGCGCAUGAAAUGCGAGUGUCGCUCGAAUGCAAGGUUUGCUUCACCCAACUCGUUGAUACGGUACUGCUUCCUUGCGGCCAUGCUGUCCUCUGUCGGUGGUGCGCCGAGAUUCAGAUCCCCAACAGCAUUCUGGAACGAGGCUUGCUUGGAGGUCAGCCCCCGUGUGUGAUAUGCCGAGCGCCUGUGAAGCAAAAGGUAAAGGCCGAUGUUGAAGACUUCCCUGGAUCAUUGACCAUCGCUCACACUGACUUGGGGACACAGUGCUAUGGACACCCUCCAUGUAUCGAUACACAUCACUGGAUAGCUGCUACUUACCAUCUUGGCCUGAAUGGGAGAGAGGGAGAGGGAGAUACAUUAGAAUUACAGCUCAUGUCCAAAUCCCCGAAUGAAAAUGGGUUUAAUCGAAAAGGCGUUGGUAUUCCGGCUCUCGGCUGUUACCGUGGUUGGAAGGACGGGAAAGUAGGAAAAUAUCCGAGUUUUCUUGGUCGCAUUGAACUUCUGGGAUUAAGUAAUGACAAGACCAAUGGUGGGCAAGAUCCCACAUUAGAUUUCGAUGCAAUCUGGCCCAUCACCAACGAUGGCGCAGAGGCCGACAUUGUCUCCCCCCACCAACCCUACUGUUCCGGAACCCAGAAUCACGCUUAUCAACAUCGCGGAACAACGGGCUCAGAUGUAUUACCUGAAGGUUUAAUCUGGGAAUGCGAGUGGUCUUAUGGGGCCAUGUCAGAGACUGGCAGCUUCUCUGCAGAACCUUCCACUCCGUGUGCUGCACGGGUAUUUAAACCUUCGUGCAUGAGCUGGCUCUGCUUGAUGCGCUGGAACCCUCGGAACACUAGCGAGGAACGCGACCCUCUCAAUUCGGACGAAGAUUGUUUGGGGGGCCCUAUCAGUUGCAGUGGUACUGACUAG
Molecule: messenger RNA, 1716 nt
Organism: Aspergillus niger
Lineage: Eukaryota; Fungi; Ascomycota; Eurotiomycetes; Eurotiales; Aspergillaceae
Exons: 6
Coding region: 1-1716 (571 amino acids)
Biological process (GO): ubiquitin-dependent protein catabolic process; protein ubiquitination
Molecular function (GO): ubiquitin protein ligase activity
Source: RefSeq, a predicted model, not a curated record